Molecule: messenger RNA, 3886 nt
Organism: Schistocerca piceifrons (Central American locust)
Lineage: Eukaryota; Metazoa; Arthropoda; Insecta; Orthoptera; Acrididae
Product: cGMP-dependent protein kinase, isozyme 1-like
Exons: 16
Coding region: 1716-3722 (668 amino acids)
Biological process (GO): protein phosphorylation
Molecular function (GO): cGMP-dependent protein kinase activity; ATP binding
Source: RefSeq, a predicted model, not a curated record
CAGACACGCAAAUCGUUGGAUUGGACGCGGAGGAGAUGUGUAGUGGCCGGCUCGUUUGUCAGACUUGACGCCUCUGGAUUUUUUUCUUGUGGGGAUUCGUAAAAGACAUUGUUUUUAAAGACGAUCCAACUGCACCUGAAGAUUUGCGACAGAGAAUUGUCAGAGUAUGUGCUUCGAUAAGUGCCGAAGUGAUAAGGAAUACCACUCAAUCCAUGAUAAGAAGAUUGCAGUACUGCGUUGAUAUCAGUGGUUAUCACUUCGAACGGACGUUCACAGCGUCUUUGUGACCUUUGUUGACCGUCAAAGACCUUACCGUUACACAUCAUUGGUUUCGUCUCGAUGGCCGCUGUCAUAACAUAAGUACCAAACUGUACCAUCCCAUUAAAAAUAAUAAUAAUAAAAAAAGUGACCUUCAUAUCUCUGCGCGACCCCACCUAGCAGUAAAAUACCAACGUCGUAUUAUGGCCCCCGUUGUCCCAUGCAAGAUUUGUCCCACAAACUUUUGAGCUUGUAUUAUACUUUCGGAGUUAUUCUUGGUGGCAAUAGUUAGUGACUCACCCUGUAUAUGUGAUAAUCAUUAAGAUUCAGUGGAUGGACUGUAUGAUCGGCAACCACAAAAAUUUAGAGGUAAUUAUUGAUAUCAGUAUUCUGCAUACACUAUUAAUUUUUGUGACUUCAGUAUUAGUAUGUUGCAUUGUAUUUUUCUUACACUACAAGGAAGACUGUUCAUGGCACCAAUUUAGUUUCAACAACAAUCCAUACUACUGCAAGUGGUAAUUGUCUCUCAUUAUGUGAAUUUCAUAAUAUUUGUGUUAGCUGUUGGGCUGCCUCCCAGCACGGUUAUUCGAAAAAGGACCAACAGACUAACACACUGAUUAGAACUGAUACUAUAACAAAGGGUUUUACUUUAACUUCCUGCUGCAGAAUAAUACUGGAGCAGUAAAACGAAAACGAGAGAAUAACCCCGAAAUAAUACUUCAGGUGCAAAGAAAAUGUACCAUUUACAACACCAGAACACAGAGCAUACCCAAAACGUGUCAAAGCCUAUGCAACACUUCGUAGCAACAAACGACUUUCGAUACAUCUUUCUUGUGGGCGACGUUUCGAUGAGCAUGACGUCACACCUGAUUACAUUUCGUACAGGUAGGGGGAAAAUAUUGUGAAUGGUGGUUUGAGAAUCGUUAUUUUCAAAGUAAAUUUUCUUUUCUGCAAGAUGAAUUAUGUUAGGUGCGACAAUAUGCGAUGCAUUUCUUAAAUCGGGGAGCGUUAGACACUGAGAACUAGGCAUUUCGAAAAAAUUUGGGCAGAAAAGACAAACCAUUUAUGUCAUUACUUAAAAUUUUACUAGUACAUUUGUCAUUUAUAUAUCUUAAAAUGUAACACACGCUAGAAAAAGACCACGUUUGAAGGUUGGCUUAUGCUUCUUUUAUUUUUUCUUACGAAUUAUGUAAUAACGUUGGCAAAAGUAUAAUCAUCCUUCAAAAAACAGGGGGAAGUGAAGCAAUUUCACAAGUAAUUGCCGUUUCUAUGCAAAAGCAAAUGCUUGACGGAAUAUGUAUUCAGCCAAGUAACGUACGAAAUUUCUGCGCACAGCAGUGAAAUGUACAACCGUGUUCGUCAGAAACAUUCAGCUGCUGCAAUUUAAGCUGUGCUGAUCAGGAUUCUUCCUGUCUACACCUUCGGAAAAAAAAACCAGCAGAAAAAUUUUGACGAACAUGACACUAACAUGUUAUCCAUUCCAUUGGGGUGUAAAAGCUGCAUAUCCUGUAACACCUACAAAAAGAAGCAGAACACCACCAGGGAAGAUCAGCAAUGGAAGCUACACUGGCUUUCCUGAGGCAUCAGCUCGACGACCAACUACAAGAAGAACUUCAAAUAAUGGACCCAAAGGAGGAGUACUAGCUGACCCCAUUCCUGAUGCAGAUAAGGCUAAGGACAUCAAAACACCACACAUCAGUAAAGAUCCUGAAUCUUUGCAGCUAAUUAUCAGAGCCCUGAAAGCCAAUGAAUUUCUGUGCAACUUAAAUGAGGUACAGAUGCAGGCUGUGGCAGAGGCCAUGUCACUACAAGUGCUUGAUAGCAGUGGAUUUGUGAUUGAGGAGGGGGAAAUAGGUAGGCACUUAUAUGUGUCAGCUGCAGGCAGGUUUGAAGUGAUUAAAGGUGGUAAAUCAUUGGGGACCUUUGGCCCUGGCACAGCGUUUGGAGAAAUUGCUAUUUUGUACAACACUAAGAGGCAGGCAUCCAUCAAAGCCGAUGAGGGAGCUAGUGUGUGGGUUCUCGAUCGUCGUAUCUUCAAGCAGAUUAUGAUGCGUACAGGACUACAAAAGACAGAAGAUAAUAUCAAGUUUCUUCGUACUGUUCCCAUACUAGAAGGUUUAAGUGAAAGAGCCCUUGCUGCUAUAUCUGAACUUGUGCGUGUUGAAUUCUUUGCACCAAACACAGUCAUUGUCAGACAGGGAGAUGAAGGUGAUACAUUCUACAUCAUCAGUGGUGGAAAUGUGCAGUGCAGCAAGAAAACAUCUUCUGGUGUGGAAGAAAAGCUAGCUGUGCUUGGGACUGGAGAAUAUUUUGGAGAACUAGCAUUGUUACAUUCUAUAGUUCGUCAGGCUACUGUCACUGCCUUACACCCAGGAGUGGAAUGUCUGGUCCUUGAACGAGGUCCAUUCAUACAGUUCCUGGGAGAUCUUGAUGACUUAAAGAAAAGUUAUGAUGGUCCUGAACCACCUCGUCCAUCAGCCACUGCAGUACCAACCAUAGAGCAUGAAGAUUUGAAACUUUCUGAUCUUGAAGAGAUAGCUACUCUUGGUGUUGGAGGAUUUGGAAGAGUUGAGUUAGUAGUGAGCCGAACCAAUAAAAAUCUUGUGUUUGCACUGAAGAAGCUGAAAAAAUCAUAUGUUGUGGAACAACAGCAAGAACAGCAUGCUUAUAAUGAGAAGAAUGUUAUGCUUCGAUGCAAAGACUGUCCUUUCAUAUCAAGGUUGUAUCGGACAUAUCGUGAUUCAAGGUAUGUUUACUUUUUGAUGGAACCAUGUCUUGGAGGUGAUGUAUUUUCUCUACUUCAGAGACGUCAUCUUUUUGAUGAGAAGACAGCUCGUUUCAUGACAGCUUGUGUAGUGGAAGCACUAGACUAUCUACACACUCGUGGUUUCAUCUAUCGUGAUUUGAAACCUGAAAAUCUCCUCUUGGAUUCGAAAGGUUAUAUUAAAAUGGUUGACUUUGGCUUUGCAAAAGAAGUGGGUCCUGGAGGUAAAACAUGGACAUUUGCUGGAACACCAGAGUAUGUUGCCCCAGAAAUAAUACUCAAUUUAGGACACAAUCGGGCAGUUGACUACUGGGCACUUGGAAUAUUUAUGCAUGAGCUGCUGACUGGAAGACCACCAUUCCGUGGAAGUGACCAUCUAAAAACAUAUAAUAUGAUACUAAAAGGAAUUGGAGCAGUAACUUUCCCUAAGUACAUGUCAAAGUAUGCUCAAAAUAUGAUACGUCACCUCUGUCAACAUCAUGCUGCAGAACGUCUUGGAUAUCAAAAGGCAGGGAUAAAGGAUAUAAAGGAUCACAAAUGGUUUCAUGGAUUUGACUGGGAAGCACUAAGGAAAGGGACAAUGAGAGCUCCGAUCAUACCAGUGAUUAAAGGACCCACUGAUACAUCCAAUUUUGAUAAGUACCCUAAGACAAAAGACAAUGCUCCUGAUGAAUUUUCUGGUUGGGACAAAGAUUUCUAGGAAAAUAACACAACGAUGACUAUGUGCAGUUCAAGAAGUUGAAGUCUUCUUGAAUUUAUCCAGUAUCAUUCAUCAGCUGACAUCACUGAUGUUCUACAAAGUUCCUACUUUUUUUAGUCACACAGCAGGCAAUGUAUAAUACUUUAACUCGACAAUGAUAUGGC